Magallana angulata is the source of this 845-nucleotide messenger RNA. RefSeq lists its product as uncharacterized. The record is from RefSeq and is a predicted model, not a curated record. Lineage: Eukaryota; Metazoa; Mollusca; Bivalvia; Ostreida; Ostreidae. The transcript has 2 exons. The coding region runs from base 80 to 685 and encodes 201 amino acids.
AGAUGUUGACAUCAGAGCAUCGAAGACCAGAAGUGCAAGGACUUGUAUUGCGAUUCUUUUGACAAAACUGCGUUGUGGAAUGAGUAAUCACUUACUCGGAACCCUCUUUGGCUUGCAGAAAUGGCAGGUAAGGCGUGCGGUACUGACAGCAAAACAUGCUCUAAUGUCAAACUUUGUUCCCCAUCAUUUGGGAUUUCCCCACAUUGCUAGGGAAGACGUUAAAGAAAACCACACACGUCCAUUAGCUAAAGAACUACUCUGCAAUGUAGCUGAAAAUCCAGUAAUACUAGUACUUGAUGGGACGUAUAUUUACCUGCAGAAAAGUGGCAAUUUUACAUUCUCAAGAAGAUCAUACAGUACUCAUAAACAUAGGCCGUUUGUUAAACCCAUGAUAGUGGUCACAACAUCGGGGUACAUUGUUUCCGUACUGGGUCCAUACCUGGCUGACUCUAAGAAUUCGGAUGCAAAGAUUUUGACGCAUAUGAUAGAAACGAACGUAGAAGAAAUUAAGGACUGGAUACAGGAAGACGACAUAUUCAUAGUCGAUAGAGGGUUUAGGGAUGCAGAAGCUCUACUGAGUGACAUUGGAAUCCACAUUGAAAUGCCUUCCUUCUUAACACGUGGAGCAAAACAACACUCAACAGAAGAGUCUAAUGCAACACGUCUAGUUACAAAAGUAAGAUGAAUGUUGAAAAUUAGGAUUAAAAAACAUGUAUAAACAUGUCUUUUAAGUGUAAAUUUUAAAAACAAUAUUUCAAUUGUAUUUUGACUAAACUUAUAAGAAAAAUGUCCUAGUUAGUAAAAAUUAUUGUAAAUCAAUUAAAUCUACACUUUGAAUUAUUGUA